AUGAGAUUCGUUCUUCAUCUUGCUCUAGCGUCCCUCGCUGCGGGUGUCUCCAUCCGUAGCCCAUCCGUAAGUUUGUACGAAGGGACCAAAGUUUACCAUGUCAAAACCGGAAGACAUGUAGCGGAUGUCCAGGAGAGGCUCGCAAAACUGUCUCACAACGUGUGGGAGUCAGCCUCUGACCAUAUCGAUGUUGCAAUACCUCGACACGAAGUGGCCCGGUUCGAAGCAUUGGGCUUGAACUCACGAGUUCUUCAUGCAGAUCUCGGAGCUUCAAUCGCUUCUGAGGCUGAGGUCAGGUCGUAUUGGAAGAGACAGGAUUACAACACCAGCGGUGACUGGUUCGAUAGCUACCACCCUUACGAAGACCAUAUCGAGUACUUCAAGCAGCUACAAGAGUCAUUCCCUGAGAAUUCGAACUGGACUAGCUCAGGUACUUCUUAUGAAGGUCGUGAUAUCUACGGUAUCCAUAUGUGGGGCGCCGAUGGUCCGGGGAAACCCGCUGUACUCUGGCAUGGCACCGUCCAUGCUAGAGAGUGGAUCGUUGCACCGACACUGGAGUACAUAACCAAGCAGCUCGUCGAUGGCUACAAGUCAGGUGACAAUCUAACACAGACCUUUCUGAACAGCUACGAUUUCUACAUCUUUCCAAUUGUCAAUCCGGAUGGCUUUGUCCAUACUCAAACAACAGACAGACUGUGGCGGAAGAACCGUCAGCCGCCCCCAGCUACUGCUGCGAAUCAGACCUGCUACGGACGUGAUAUCAACAGGAACUGGGAGCACAACUGGGAUGCCAAUACACGUGGAGCUUCUGACAAUGAGUGCUCGCAGACCUACCGUGGUGUACGACCACGUGACGCCCCAGAGAAUGCUGCGAUGGACGACUUCCUCCGCAACAUCCGUGACGAGCAGGGUAUCAAGCUCUACAUCGACUGGCACAGCUAUAGCCAGCUUAUCCUCUGUCCGUUCGGCCAUAAUGAGUACCUUUAUGCGCCGGAGCUUGGCAGAUGGACACGUGCUGCCUCUUUGAUGAGCCAGGAGAUUGCAGCAAAUUCCACCAACCAGACUACCUAUACCUUCGGACCCAGUGGUGCUGUACUUUACCCCACCACCGGUGUGGGUGUUGACCAUGUCUAUGCUGUAGGCCGAGCUGAGUGGUCCUACACCAUCGAAUUGCCCGACACUGGUGACUUUGGCUUCGUGCUUCCCCCUGAGCGCAUUCGACCCACUGUCGAGGAGUCGUGGGUGGGUCAAAAGGUUCUGCUGAGUCUGUUGGACGAGACUUUCUUUGACGGAGAAGGACCUGCAAUCUUCUAUUGA
Ascochyta rabiei is the source of this 1317-nucleotide messenger RNA. RefSeq lists its product as uncharacterized. Gene Ontology annotation, biological process: proteolysis. The record is from RefSeq and is a predicted model, not a curated record. The transcript has 4 exons. The coding region runs from base 1 to 1317 and encodes 438 amino acids. Gene Ontology annotation, molecular function: zinc ion binding; metallocarboxypeptidase activity. Lineage: Eukaryota; Fungi; Ascomycota; Dothideomycetes; Pleosporales; Didymellaceae.